UGCCAUCUUCCAUCUCUCCCAGAUCGCAAUGGCUUCUCCUCCUCCAACAACAACGCACAUUUUCUUUCUCACCCUUUUCCUCCUAACAUUUCCCUCCCACCAAACACCCUCCUGGCCAAAAGCCUUUGUCCUUCCACUCUCCAAACAUGCUCCAUCUCUUCAAUACACAACUCUCAUCCACCAAGGAACCCCUCCUGUCCCAGUUCACCUUGUCCUCAAUCUCAAUGCCCAACUCCCAUGGGUGGGAUGUGGUGCCAACUACAAUUCCUCCUCGUACCAGUCACUACAUUGCCUCUCACCCCAAUGCUCUCUGGCCGAAUUCUCCGACACUGGCUAUUGCACCAAGCAACACUCAUGCUUCAAUGACACUUGCAUUCUCCUACUGAAAAAUGCUUUCAAUGGCAAACUCUCCAAGGGAGAGCUCGGCCAGGAUGUGCUCCGCCUCCCGUCGACCGACGGCUUCCAUCCCGGACCGCCUGUUUCCGUCCCCCGGUUCCUCUUCUCCUGUGCCCCAGACCCAGAGUUUCUUCAUGGGCUGGCUAGUGGUGCUAAAGGAUUGGUUGGUCUUGGACAUGGGCACAAUGGGUUACCAUCGCAGCUUUCCUCUGCAUUCAACUUGACCCGGAAGUUCGCGGUGUGCCUCCCACCUUCAGCCGAUACAGAUGGGGUCCUCUUCUUCGGAGAUGGGCCUUAUGUUCUUCUUCCCAAUAUAGAUGUUUCCAAGUUACUCAUCUACACUCCCCUCAUUGUAAAAAGUCCUUUGAGUUGUUCAUAUGAGUACGCCAUUAGAGUUAAGUCCAUCAUGAUCAAUGGGAAAAAGACAAGGACCGUGCUCUUGAACUCAUCUUUGUUGUCGGUGGAUCAGAUCGGGCGCGGCAGAACAAAGAUCAGCACAAUUGAUCCUUACACUGUUUUGGAAACUUCUAUAUAUAAUUCUUUUACGAAGUUAUAUGUUGAAGAGGCCAUGGCAGGCGCAGAUGUUACAAGAGUGGCGCCCGUAGCGCCAUUUGAGGUUUGUUUUAGCGCAAAAACUGCGAAUGGAAGUGUGGUUAGGCCAGGCAUGCCAGUCAUAGAUCUUGUGUUCCAGAGUAAAAAAGUGUUUUGGAGAAUCUUCGAAACUAAUUCGAUGGUUGCAGUGCGCGAGGGGGUUUCGUGCUUAGCAUUCUUGGAUGGAGGCUUGAAUCCAAGUGCAUCCAUCGUUAUCGGAGGCUACCAAUUGCAGGACAAUUUCAUACAAUUUGAUUUGGAGUCAUUGAGGUUUGGUUUUACUUCUUCACUGCUGUCGAGGCAGACAAGUUGUGCUAAUUUUGACUUUUCAACUGGUGUUUGAUUGAUCUCCUCUUCUAGUAGAGGAAACAAACCUAGUGUUUUUCUUUCCUCUUCUUUUUUUGGUCAGCACAUGUAGGUGGAGAAGACACAAUAGAUUUCAGCACAUGGGAUGACAGAAAAGAUAUCUCAAUCAUACUUCUUUUGUCCUUGGAAAAUGGUUAAUUGGCAAUUAAAGGAA
Molecule: messenger RNA, 1507 nt
Organism: Malania oleifera
Lineage: Eukaryota; Viridiplantae; Streptophyta; Magnoliopsida; Santalales; Ximeniaceae
Product: probable aspartic proteinase GIP2
Exons: 1
Coding region: 29-1330 (433 amino acids)
Biological process (GO): proteolysis
Molecular function (GO): aspartic-type endopeptidase activity
Source: RefSeq, a predicted model, not a curated record